UAAAUUGAAUCAAUAAUAGUCGGGCCUUAAAAAAAUUCCUUAAAUACGUUUCGUAAUUUUGAUUAAACUGGGUUACUAUUUCGAAAUAUUGUUAAUUUAUUGUUAAAUCUCAAUGAAUUGAAAAAAUAUGGAACCACAAUCACCAGUAACCCUCAAUAAGCCUGCACCAUUGUCACCUUCCGGAGAAACUAAAAACGUUCAAGACCUCACCAUUUUUGUAGAAAAUUUACUUGGAACUUUACAAGAAAAAUUUCAAACAAUGUCUGAUGGAAUUCUCUCAAGAAUGGAUGAAAUGGGCAAUCGUAUAGACGAGCUGGAAAAGAAUAUUGGCGAGUUAAUGCAGCAAGCCGGUAUUGAAGAUAACCCUAUUGAUAAAUAGUUUUUUGCAUGUAGAUACCAUAUGUAUAAAUGUAUAUCAAUGAAUUUAUUCAAUAA
Hydra vulgaris (swiftwater hydra) is the source of this 435-nucleotide messenger RNA. RefSeq names its product heat shock factor-binding protein 1. The record is from RefSeq and is a predicted model, not a curated record. NCBI's taxonomy places the organism in Eukaryota, Metazoa, Cnidaria, Hydrozoa, Anthoathecata, Hydridae. Gene Ontology annotation, cellular component: nucleus; cytosol. Gene Ontology annotation, molecular function: transcription corepressor activity. Gene Ontology annotation, biological process: cellular heat acclimation.